Molecule: messenger RNA, 712 nt
Organism: Daphnia pulicaria
Lineage: Eukaryota; Metazoa; Arthropoda; Branchiopoda; Diplostraca; Daphniidae
Exons: 4
Coding region: 81-461 (126 amino acids)
Source: RefSeq, a predicted model, not a curated record
AAUCGAAAAAAAGGUGUAGCCCACUAAAUUUAUUACGAAAAAUUAAACCACGAAACAAGAAAAGACAGAAAUUGCAAACUAUGAUUACAUUUAUUUUACAGAUGAUUAUAAGAGGAGCAGCUUUAGUCUCUUCAAGUUCCGCUUCGCUCAUUUUCAUGUCUCAGCAAUUUUUGGUUAGCUCUGAAACUCUGCGCGCGCGCCUGCUGCUUUCUUACAUAACAAUUUACAGUUUUACUUCCCGAUUUCGCGAUUUGUCUGCAAUGCCACAAAGAUUUCUGUGGAAUCGAUUACAAAUUUCCGAAAACCCUUACAGAUUAGUAUUUUAUGAUGAAUUACUGCAUCAGUUUACUUUCUCGAACCUUAGAAGUGUCGAUGUGAUGGUAGACCCUGUACAUCGGAGGAAUCGAGGCUACAUGUUGUGGACCAAUCAGAAUGCUUGGAUUGUGGCACGUCUACGCUAGAAGGAGGGCCAUUUUUCGUCUGCAGCAGAGAAACGGCUAUCCACAAGUUUCCCAGACUUACGACUUGCAAAUGCAUGUGCCUCAGUGUUCUAAGCUGUUUAAUCCUUGGCCAGCUCAGUCUUCCCCACUCCAUCGCGGCUGCCGGUAGACUGUUGACACGCUGCUGCACAUUUUCCAAGGAUUAAGGCACUUGAGAAGACUUGCUGGUGACACUUAGUCAUCACCAGCAGCCAUUGCUUGUUAAAGCUAAA